Arvicola amphibius (Eurasian water vole) is the source of this 5205-nucleotide messenger RNA. RefSeq names its product DNA methyltransferase 1 (gene Dnmt1). Gene Ontology annotation, molecular function: DNA (cytosine-5-)-methyltransferase activity; zinc ion binding; chromatin binding. The transcript has 39 exons. The coding region runs from base 89 to 4921 and encodes 1610 amino acids. Lineage: Eukaryota; Metazoa; Chordata; Mammalia; Rodentia; Cricetidae. The record is from RefSeq and is a predicted model, not a curated record. Gene Ontology annotation, cellular component: nucleus.
CUUGCGCCGCCCCCUCCCAGUUGGUUUCCGCGCGCGCGAAAAAGCCGGGGUCUCGUUCAGAGCUGUCCUGUCGGCUGCGACCUGCGAGAUGCCAGCACGAACAGCCCCGGCCCGAGUGCCCGCGCUCGCCUGCCCGGCAGGCCCGCUGCCCGACCAUGUCCGCAGGCGGCUCAAAGACUUGGAAAGAGACGGUUUAACAGAAAAGGAGUGUGUGAAAGAGAAAUUGAACCUGUUGCAUGAAUUCCUGCAAACAGAAAUAAAGAGCCAGUUAUAUGACUUGGAAACCAAAUUACAUAAAGAAGAAUUGUCUGAGGAGGGCUACCUGGCUAAAGUGAAAUCCCUUUUAAAUAAAGAUUUGUCCUUGGAGAACGGAACUCACUCUCUCACUCGGAAAGCCAACGAUUGUCCAGCCAACGGGAGCCGGCCAAGCCGGAAAGCAGAAAUGGCAGAUUCAGAACAAUCCUCCAAACUCCAGCCCAAGCCUCGGACACCCAGGAGAAGCAAGUGGGACAGUGAGGCCAGCUCUGAAGCGUCAUCUAGCUCCAUGGCUGUGAGAAGAAUCACUAGGCAGACCACCAUCACAUCUCACUUCAUGAAGGGCACCACUAAACGGAAACCCAAGGAAGAAUCCGAGGAGAGAAUCCUAGAUGAGUCAGUUGCAGAGGAGAGAGACCAGGAUAAGAGACGCAGAGUUACAAGCACGGAGCGUGGUGCUGAAGUUUCUGUAGUGGAACCGGAAAGUGUAACACCAGGAACCCCCUCGUGUCGGGAGAAGCCAGGUGACCAGGAACCUGACAGGAGACUCCGGCGUCAAACCAGAGAACUAUCGUCAAGGCGGAGAUCAUGGGAGGAGCCAGACAGAGAAGCAAGACCAGGAACUCAUGAGGAAAUGGACGAUGACGAAGAUGAAAAGGAUAAAAGAAGGCCCAGGCCCAGAAGUCAACCCAGAGAUCUAGCCACCAAACGGAGACCUAAGGAAGCAGAAUCAGAGCAGAUAGCUUCAGAGUCUGAGGAAGGAGAUGAAGAGGAAAGGGAAGAAAAGAGACGAAAAAUGACACCCAAAAAACCAGUGGAGAAAAAAGCGGCUCGAACCAAAUCAGCCGUGAUCUCAAAGACGGAUUCACCACGGUGCCCCCAGUGCGGCCAGUUCCUAGAUGACCCUGACCUGAAGUACCAGCAACACCUUCCGGAUGCUGUGGAUGAACUCCAAAUGUUGGUCAGUGAGAAACUGUCCAUCUAUGAAUCCAACUCGUCUGGAUUUGAAAGCUACGAGUCAUCUCCCCAGCACAGGGUGACCUGCUUCAGUGUAUAUUGCAAUAGAGGUCAUCUGUGUCCUGUUGACACUGGUCUCAUUGAGAAGAACAUUGAACUCUACUUUGCUGGUUGUGCCAAAGCAAUUUAUGAUGAAAAUCCAUCUGUGGAAGGUGGUAUUAAUUGCAAAAACCUCGGGCCGAUCAAUGAGUGGUGGAUCACUGGCUUUGAUGGCGGAGAAAAGGCUCUCAUUGGCUUUAGCACCCCAUUUGCGGAAUAUAUUCUGAUGGAACCCAGCCCAGAUUAUGCGCCAAUAUUUGGGUUGAUGCAGGAGAAAAUUUACAUCAGUAAGAUUGUGGUUGAGUUCCUGCAAAGCAAUCCUCACGCCGUCUAUGAAGACCUAAUAAAUAAGAUUGAGACCACUGUCCCUCCUUCUGCCAUUAACCUGAACCGGUUCACAGAGGACUCCCUGCUGCGUCAUGCCCAGUUUGUGGUGAACCAGGUAGAGAGUUACGAUGAUGCCAAGGACAGUGAUGAGACGCCCAUCUUCUUGACUCCCUGCAUGAGAGCCCUGAUCAAGCUGGCUGGGGUCACUCUGGGACAGAGGCGAGCGGAGAGACGCUAUAACCUCAAAGAUUCUACUAAGGAGAAGGACAAAGGGCCCACAAAAGCCACCACCACCAAGUUGGUCUACCAGAUCUUUGACACGUUCUUCUCGGAGCAGAUCGAGAAGGACGACAAGGAAGACAAGGAGAACGCCUGUAAGCGCCGCCGCUGUGGCGUCUGCGAGGUCUGUCAGCAGCCUGAGUGUGGGAAGUGCAAAGCCUGUAAGGAUAUGGUUAAGUUUGGUGGCACUGGGCGGAGUAAACAGGCUUGCCUCAAGAGGAGGUGUCCCAACUUGGCCGUGAAGGAGGCAGAUGAUGACGAGGAAGUUGAUGAUGACAUCCCAGAGUUGCCAUCACCCAAAAAGAUGCAUCAAGGAAAGAAAAAGAAACAGAACAAGGAUCGCAUCUCCUGGCUUGGACAGCCCUUGAAGAUUGAAGAGAAGAGAACUUACUAUCAGAAGGUGUGCAUUGAUGAAGAGACACUGGAGGUCGGGGACUGCGUCUCUGUCAUUCCAGAUGAUUCCUCCAAGCCGCUAUAUCUAGCCAGGGUCACAGCACUGUGGGAAGACAAGAAUGGGCAGAUGUUUCAUGCGCACUGGUUCUGUGCUGGGACAGACACAGUCCUUGGAGCCACCUCCGACCCGCUGGAGCUGUUCCUGGUGGGCGAGUGUGAGAAUAUGCAACUCUCCUACAUCCACAGCAAGGUCAAGGUCGUCUACAGAGCGCCCUCUGAGAACUGGGCCAUGGAGGGAGGCAUGGAUCCUGAGACCAUGCUGCCAAGGGCUGAGGAUGAUGGAAAGACCUAUUUCUACCAGCUGUGGUACAACCAGGACUAUGCAAGGUUUGAAUCCCCUCCCAAGACCCAGCCAACAGAGGACAACAAGCACAAGUUCUGCCUAUCCUGUAUCCGGCUGGGUGAGCUGAGACAGAAAGAAAUGCCUAAGGUCCUGGAGCAACUUGAUGAGGUGGAUGGCCGGCUCUACUGCAGUUGUAUCACCAAGAAUGGUGUUGUCUACCGACUAGGCGACAGUGUAUACCUGCCUCCUGAGGCCUUUACCUUCAACAUCAAGCUGGCUAGCCCCUUGAAACGUUCAAAGAAGGAGCCUGUGGAUGAGAGCCUGUACCCUGAGCAUUACCGCAAGUAUUCUGACUACAUCAAAGGAAGCAACCUGGAUGCUCCUGAGCCCUAUCGCAUCGGCCGGAUCAAAGCAAUCCAUUGUGGCAAGAAGAAUGGCAAGGCCAACGAAGCAGACAUCAAGAUCAGGCUCAACAAGUUCUACAGGCCUGAGAACACCCACAAAUCCACCUCGGCAACCUACCAUUCAGACAUCAACCUGCUGUACUGGAGUGACGAGGAAGCCGUGGUGGACUUCAGUGACGUGCAAGGCCGCUGUACUGUGGAGUACGGGGAAGACCUGCUUGAAAGCAUCCAGGAUUACUCACAGGGGGGCCCUGACCGCUUCUACUUCCUUGAGGCCUACAAUGCAAAGAGCAAAAGCUUCGAAGACCCUCCAAACCACGCCCGCAACCCUGGGAAUAAAGGGAAAGGGAAGGGGAAAGGGAAAGGGAAGGCAAAGAGUCAGGCGUCAGAGCCCAGAGAGCCCGAGACAGCUAUCAAGUUGCCCAAGCUCCGGACUCUGGAUGUGUUUUCUGGCUGUGGAGGGUUGUCAGAAGGAUUCCACCAAGCAGGCAUCUCUGAGACACUAUGGGCCAUUGAGAUGUGGGACCCAGCAGCCCAGGCAUUUCGGCUGAACAACCCUGGCUCCACGGUGUUCACAGAGGACUGCAAUGUGCUGCUGAAGUUGGUCAUGGCUGGCAAGGUGACCAACUCCCUGGGCCAGAGGCUGCCGCAGAAGGGCGAUGUGGAGAUGCUGUGUGGUGGACCACCGUGCCAAGGUUUCAGCGGCAUGAACCGUUUCAACUCCCGAACUUACUCCAAGUUCAAAAACUCCCUGGUAGUCUCCUUCCUCAGCUACUGUGACUACUACCGGCCGCGGUUCUUCCUGCUGGAGAAUGUCAGGAACUUUGUGUCCUUCAAGCGCUCCAUGGUGCUGAAGCUCACACUGCGCUGCCUGGUCCGCAUGGGCUACCAGUGCACCUUUGGUGUGCUGCAGGCUGGACAGUAUGGUGUGGCUCAGACGCGGAGACGGGCCAUCAUCUUGGCUGCAGCCCCAGGAGAGAAGCUGCCUCUGUUUCCAGAGCCUCUGCAUGUGUUUGCACCCCGUGCUUGCCAGCUGAGUGUUGUGGUGGAUGACAAGAAGUUUGUUAGCAACAUCACCAGGUUGACCUCGGGCCCCUUCCGAACCAUCACGGUGCGGGAUACCAUGUCCGACCUCCCUGAGAUCCAGAAUGGAGCCUCGGCACCUGAGAUUUCCUACAAUGGAGAGCCACAGUCCUGGUUCCAGAGGCAGCUGCGGGGCUCACACUACCAGCCCAUCCUCAGGGAUCAUAUCUGCAAGGAUAUGAGCCCGUUGGUGGCUGCUCGCAUGCGGAACAUUCCACUGUUCCCAGGAUCGGAUUGGCGUGACCUGCCCAACAUAGAAGUGCUGCUGACAGAUGGCACUACGACCAGGAAGCUGCGCUACACCUUCCAUGACAGGAAGAAUGGCCGCAGCAGCACUGGUGCAAUGCGUGGGGUCUGUUCCUGUGCAGAAGCUGGCAAGUCCUGCGACCCCACGGCCAGGCAGUUCAACACCCUCAUCCCCUGGUGCCUGCCGCACACUGGGAACCGGCACAACCACUGGGCCGGCCUCUAUGGGCGCCUGGAGUGGGAUGGCUUCUUCAGCACCACUGUCACCAACCCUGAGCCCAUGGGCAAGCAGGGCCGUGUGCUCCACCCAGAGCAGCACCGGGUGGUGAGCGUGCGGGAGUGUGCCCGCUCCCAGGGCUUUCCGGACACCUACCGGUUCUUCGGCAACAUCCUGGACAGACACCGGCAGGUGGGUAACGCCGUGCCACCACCACUGGCCAAAGCCAUUGGCCUUGAGAUAAAACUCUGUAUGCUAGCCAAAGCUCAGGAGAUGGCCUCAGCUGAAGUUAAAAAGGAGACUGCCCCGACGGAAUAGUCCUGCUCUUGCCCAGAGCCCUGUAUGCACUGAUGUUUUUAACUGUCGAGCCCCAGCAUUUGAAAUGUUGUGCACAGUGUCUGUAGCCAUGGCUGACACUAAGCUGUUUGUGUGAGGUUGCUUUGUGACCAAGCCGUGCAGUACUUUGUGCAUUCUGGAUUUUAACGUUUUUUUGGUUUUUAAUUCUGUAUUCUAUCAGAUCUGCCACUGCAGGUGGCAAACAAGACUUGAUGUAGUUUUUAUAUGUUGUAAUAUUUCUUCAAAUAAAGCGCUUCUAUAAAGCA